Messenger RNA from Lachancea meyersii CBS 8951, 2166 nucleotides. NCBI's taxonomy places the organism in Eukaryota, Fungi, Ascomycota, Saccharomycetes, Saccharomycetales, Saccharomycetaceae. The record is from the annotation of a GenBank genome assembly.
AUGUCUUCGAGGAUUAAGGCUUUGGACGAAUCGGUUGUGAACAAAAUCGCAGCAGGAGAGAUCAUUGUGGGACCAGUAAAUGCCCUGAAAGAGAUGAUGGAGAACUCAAUUGAUGCGGGGGCAACUUCGAUUGAUAUACUGGUGCGAGAUGGGGGGCUUAAGGUCUUGCAGUUGACGGAUAAUGGAUCAGGAAUCGACAAGAACGAUUUGCCAAUCCUAUGUGAGCGGUUCACUACGUCGAAACUGACGGCAUUCGAGGACCUGAGCUCGAUUCAAACGUAUGGGUUUCGUGGUGAGGCACUUGCAAGUAUCUCCCACAUUGCUCGUGUCACAGUAACGACGAAAACCCAAAGCGAUGCCUGCGCGUGGAAAGUUUCGUACGCCGCAGGCAAGAUGCUGGGUGAGCCAAAACCGACAGCAGGGAAAGACGGCACUGCUAUACUCGUGGAGGACCUGUUUUACAACGUGCACUCGCGGCUCCGCGCGCUGCGGUCGCCCAACGAAGAGCUAGCCAAAAUCCUGGACUGCGUAGGCCGAUACGCCAUCAAUGCGUUUCAAAUCGGGUUCUCGUGCAAGAAGUUUGGCGACUCGCAAUUUGCUCUAUCGGUCAAAGCAAACUCAACAACCAGGGAGAGGAUACGAGCCAUUUUUGGACGCGUGGUUGGCGAAAACCUGGUUGAGCUGAACCUCGCUGAAAACCCCCAGUUUGGUGUUUCUGCGCAUGGCCAAGUCAGCAAUCUCAACUUUGUGAGCAAGAAAGCAAUUACCCCAGUUUUGUUCAUCAACAACCGUCUAGUGACAUGCGAUCCACUCCGACGGGCACUGAACCAAGUAUAUGGGUCUUAUUUGGCGAAAGGCAACAAGCCGUUUAUCUUUCUCAGCCUCAGUAUACGUCCAGACCUAGUCGAUGUGAACGUACAUCCUACAAAACGAGAAGUUAGGUUCUUACACGACGAUGAAAUUGUGGAACUGGUCGCGAGUCGGCUGGAGGAUGCUCUCGCUAGCGUUGACACGUCCCGCUCUUUCACAACUACGUCUAUAUACACUCCAAACCCAGUUUCCAUUCGAGAGGGUUUGGGACAGCCACACUCACACUUAAUCAACAACAUGCCUGUGUCAAGCGUUACCAAUAAGAUAAAGCGCCAAGAAAACAAGAUGGUUCGCAUAGACUCUUCCCAAAACAAAAUUACCAACUAUUUGAAGACUGCGGAGAUCCAUCCAGGGCCUUCAGGAAAUGCUUUUGACUCGCAGCUUGGUCAGGCAGUUUCCGUCAAUCUAUCUCCUGAUUCAACAACCCAAACCCAAGAAAUCGAAUCCAACGAUUCAGUUGCGAAUGCCAGAGACCCAGUAUACUCGGUAUUGAGAAGUGAGUGGUCCGAUGUCAAUCUCGCAAGUGUGAAGACGCUAAGAAAAAUGGUGGACGACGACACUAGUAAGGAGUUGACCAAUGCAUUUGCAAACUUGACCUAUGUCGGGGUAGUUGAUGAGCAAAGAAGAUUGGCUACAAUUCAACAUGAACUGAGACUUUACCUUGUCGACUACGGCUCAAUCUGCUACAAUCUGUUUUACCAAAUUGGCCUUACCGACUUUGCAAACUUUGGUAAAAUUUAUCUGGAAUUAGAAGCUUCACUUUCCGCCGACAAGGGCAUCGUUAUUCAGGAUCUGUUGAUUCAAACGCUCAAUCCUGGUGGCAAUCUAGUUGCAUCGCUCUUACAGAAGAUAUGGGACAUGAAGGAAAUGCUUGACGAGUAUUUUUCGAUCGAAAUCCAUGGCAACAGCAAUGACCUGCGCUCCAUCCGGAUCGCGAGUGUGCCUCUACUGUUGAAGGGAUACAUGCCCCCUCUGUCGAAGCUCCCAUAUUUUCUCUACAGAUUGGGUAACAAAGUUGACUGGUCAGACGAAAUGCCAUGCUUACAUGGCAUAUUGCAACAAAUAGCAUUGCUCUACGUCCCUGAAGUCAUUGAGAGAAUUGAUCCAGAGGAUGAAUCAGUAGAAUCUGAGGAACGGGCCGCAUACGUUGCAAAAGUGGAUUUAAUGACAGCCACCUUGGAACAAACAAUCUUCCCCUGCAUUAAAAAAAGACUUCUUGUUCCAAAGUCUCUAAAGAGCAGCGUAAUCGAGGUCGCCAAUUUGCCUGGACUGUAUAAGGUCUUUGAACGGUGUUGA